Rhagoletis zephyria (snowberry fruit fly) is the source of this 2165-nucleotide messenger RNA. Its product is annotated as segmentation polarity homeobox protein engrailed-like. Lineage: Eukaryota; Metazoa; Arthropoda; Insecta; Diptera; Tephritidae. The record is from RefSeq and is a predicted model, not a curated record.
UUGAAGUCGUCAUAGUUUGUGCUGGAGUUGUCGCUUCAUUGGGACGAUAAGCAACUGUGAUUAGUUAAUUUACUCGUUGCGUUCGCCGUGAACAGACGUGUGCGUCGCAGUCGUGUGUAGUAAAGCAAAGAAAGCAAACAAGCAAGCAAGUCAAGAAGAAGCAGCGAUGCAAGUAGAAGAAAAAAAAACGGAGUAGCAAACGUGUUUUCUUCUUUGGCUAAGAAACAAGUGUUUUGACUAGAAGCGAAUUGAACUUCAACUGAAAACGUGAACGCCUACGGAAUUGGGCGAGGCAAAAACAAAACCAAAAAAAAAAAUCAAGUGUUACAAGUGACAAGUGCGCGAGCUAAAAGAAAGCAGGAAUAUUAACAAUUUAAAUAAACAAAAUUGAGAAAAAAAAUUAUUUAGAUAAUUUUGUGAAUACACUGAUUUAUUUCAUGCAAGUGUGACAAUUUUUUGAAUCCUACAAAGUAAAUGCAAAAACUUAAUUUUCAAAUAUUCAAAAAGUUGUGAAAUCCCUCACCCGCGUUCCUGCCACGUCAACGUACGUGCAACCAAAAUCGCCACGGCACUACCAAUGGCCCUAGAGGAUCGCUGCAGUCCGCAAUCUGCACCAAGUCCGCCUGGCCUACCGCAAUCGCCACACCAGCACCGCCUGCAGCAGCACCACCAGCAGCAGCAGCAGCAGCAAUCACACCACUCGCAAUAUAGCCUCAGCCCCACAGCCAAUACCGUGCUGGACAUGAGCCUACAUCCACAUCCGCCACCGCCACCUCCACCACACAUAGCCGCCGCGCCUGCCACUGCCACAAUGCUGCCACAUCCUGUGUCGCAAGUCGCCACCAAUGCAGCCGCCGCUGCCACACUCUAUCAUCAACACCAGCAGCUCCAACAUUUGCAUCACCUACAACAACUGCAGCAGCUGCAUCAACAACAGCUGGUCAAUGUCGCCGCCUUCCAUCAUCAUCCUGGCGGCUUUGAUGCGGCCACCGCGUUGGCCGCCGCCAACCAUGCCGCCUCACUGCACCAGCGGUUGGUCGCCUCCCCAGGCGGCUCCUCCACGCCCUCAUCCACACCUGCCUCCACAAUGACGAUCAAGGAAGAGGAGAGUGACUCCAUCAUGGGUGAUAGUUUUCAUGCGGAUGCCGAAACGGCGACGCCUAGCAGCAGCGCACAAGCGCGCGGCCACACCACAGAAGAUGAGGAUGCGGAAGAGGAAGGCGAGGACGAUGAAGAGGACGAUAUCGAUGUGGAUGAUGUAGAUGAUGCGCCUAGCGGCGUACACCAACGCACGCCACCACCCGCACAUCAGCAAUCCGCCAAGCCAACACUCGCCUUUUCGAUCUCCAAUAUACUUAGCGAUCGCUUUGGCGGCAGCGAGCCGGGCAGCCGCAGUUCCAACGGCCCGCACAUGCAGAGCACAGCGGCGCCCAAGCAAGCGCACUUGCAUACAAAUAGCAUUUUUAGGCCCUUCGAUGCCGCGCGCUCUGCCACACCCUCCGCCUUCACGCGUGUCGACCUGCUGGAGCUGAGUCGACAGCAGCAGGCAGCUGCCGCCGCCGCCACCGCCGCUAUGAUGCUGGAGCGCGCUAACUUUUUGAAUUGCUUCAAUCCCGCCGCGUAUCCACGCAUACACGAGGAGAUCGUCAACAGUCGCAUGCGACGCAGUGGCGUGCUGCCACCGGCUGUUGUGAAGUGCAACGAAAAUGGAACGAUUGGCACAGCAGAGCUUUCACCAGCUGCCGUCGGCACGGUGGGCGCCGCAAUGGAAAAGUCUGCUUUGGGUUCGCUCUGCAAAGCGGUCUCGCAAAUAGGCCAAACUGUGGCGGCACCAGCCUGCUCCAGCGCCUCCUCCGCGACAAGCGCGUCAAGCAUUGCCAGUCCGCCACCUGCUUCCAAUGCGUCGUGCACAUCCUCCUCAGCCUCAUCGUCCACGUCGGCGGGCAGUUCGCUAAAUUGUUCACCCACCAGCCGCCUGCCCAGCAAAAGCAGCAGUCCCCAGCCAAUACCGCCACCGUCGGCUGUCAGCCGUGACUCGGGCAUGGAGUCCUCGGAUGAUACGCGCUCCGAAACGGGCUCCACCACAACCGAGGGCGGCAAGAGUGAAAUGUGGCCAGCGUGGGUGUACUGUACGCGCUACAGCGAUCGACCCAGUUCGGGUGAGU